Messenger RNA from Mizuhopecten yessoensis (Yesso scallop), 2132 nucleotides. RefSeq names its product monocarboxylate transporter 9-like. The record is from RefSeq and is a predicted model, not a curated record. The transcript is spliced from 6 exons. The coding region runs from base 228 to 1673 and encodes 481 amino acids. Gene Ontology annotation, molecular function: monocarboxylic acid transmembrane transporter activity. Gene Ontology annotation, biological process: monocarboxylic acid transport; transmembrane transport. Lineage: Eukaryota; Metazoa; Mollusca; Bivalvia; Pectinida; Pectinidae.
CUUUUUUGGAUGUCACUUAUUUUAUUCACACUCUGCUAAAGUAGAGAAAGACUAGUUCUGAAGUCUGCAGUACAUAUGUGAUAUUAAUGGUAGACUGUCGCCAACAGUUUAACGUAUCAUGACAAGUACCAUAUGUGGUUCCGGAAACGCUUCGUAUUGCCUCUGGUGUUUGUGGAGCGUCAUUAUGCACUUAAGUAAAAAUGGGCAGUAAUGGACUGUAAGUGAAGAUGCUGACACAGCCGGACAAAGGAUGGGCGUGGGUAGUGAUGGUCGCCUCCUUUUUCAUACAUUGCUUAAAUGCAGGUAUGCUUUACGGUACAGGGAUAAUACAGGUUGCCCUGCUCGAAAGAUUCCAGAAGGGGCUAGCUGUAACGUCAUGGGCAGGUGCUAUUUACAUCUUCCUGAUGUUUGGAGCAGGACUGAUUGGCAGUGUGCUAAUUAACCAGUUCAGCUGUCGAGUGGCGUUCCUAGUGGGGUCGGUGAUUAUGACGUCAGGACUUCUGGCAAGCUCAUUUGCAGAAUCGUUGGAAGUCCUCAUUAUAUCGUACGGUUUCACAGCAGGUCUAGGCUCUGGAAUCGUAUUCACAAGUGGUAUUGUGGUUGUUGGCCUUAACUUUCAGAAGAAGAGAAGCGUGGCUACAGGAUUCGCCUCGUGCGGAGCAGGUGCAGGAGCGUUCAUAUUCCCACCCCUUAUCCAGCUAGCCCGAGAAGAAUAUGGUGACAGUGGAUUCUUUAUCCUGUUAGCAGGAAUGGCUCUUAACAUCUCUGUGUUCGGAUCGCUUUGCUUCCCGUCAUAUUUAGAAUUCAACAAAAAUGCCCCAGAAAUGACAGCAUCAACCUUAUCCUUAUCUCUUCACAGCUUAACAAAACGACAACACUUUUGUAAACUGAUAUCCCUCUUAAGGAAUCUACCUUUUGUUUGCAUAUGUCUUAGUCAGCUUGCCAGUCAUAUUGGAAUUUACAUGAUGUAUGUCCAUAUUCCCAAUUUUGCUAUUUUGCAAGGAUCUACCGAUGCCCAGGCCUCCAUCUUGCUUUCCGUCAGUGGGAUUAUGAAUUGUGUGUCACGUCUGCUAGUCGGAAUGGCCGGAAACGCUGAUAACAUUUCCAACAUUGUGUUGUAUUUCGGCACUUUUGGUAUGUUAGGGAUCUCUACAGUGCUAUUCCCUCUAUAUGGUAAUACUUAUAUUGGUCAGAUAACUUACUCAGUAAUUUUGGGGACGUAUUCAGGAAGUUGCUAUGUCUUGUUGAGUACAAUUACUACAGAGAUGGUUGGCAUUGAAUUCCUUGUAUCAGCAUUUGGAAUCGCGAUGAUUUUUACCGGCUUUGGGACACUCAUGGGCCCACCACUUGCAGGGUUUAUAGUGGACGGCGGAGGGACCUACGAAUUAUCCUUCACUUUAGCAGGUUGCUGUAUACUACUGGCAGCUGUAUUAGGAAUAGCCGCAGAGGUGUUCCGGAGGAUAUACUACCCUGAUGAAGUGGUUUGGAUAAAAGAUCGAAAAACAUUGAAGCCUCACGAGAACCACAGUCUUCACACAGAGCUAAUACCACAGCAAAAAGCCAAUACACUUAAUCUCUAUCAUAAGGAAAACAGUUCACACGAAGUUAUGUUACCACUACAAACAGAUCAUAAAAUUUACACACAUGAACACGAAACAGGCUGCAUUCAUUAAGCGUUAACAUCACAACAAACAUACCAUAAACUGUUUGUAUUUUGCACAUUAACAAGAGAAAACCUCACUACAAACAAAACUUAUAGCACUUGAAAAAGGAAGCACUACAUACAGAACAUAAUAAUAAAUACAGUAAUAAAUUAUUUCUCGAUUUAAAUGUCACAUUCCAUUACAAAAGAAAUGAUUGCAGAUGCAACUUAUUUUCAGAUGCAUGUUAUUCUUAUUGUGGAUGAGUAAAGAGCUUGUUACUAUUCCUAAAUAUAUAAUAAUACGUAUUUAGGAAAAUGAAGUUGCCUUUUGGUACGUUAUCGUUAUUUUCUGGUAUUCUAUUGUUACGUAUACUGGAACAUUAUUGUUGCUUUCUGCUGCAUUAUUGAUACAAUGAGUUAUAAAAUGUACAUUUUCGUUACUAAUUGGUAUAUUAAAGUAAGUAUUUGAUGGUUAAUAGUACUCUAGUGU